CCGCCAAUGUGCGCGACGCGCCUGUCCUAGAGGAAGCGGGUGGGAGGUGGAGAGAAGACACGCGAUCCUUCCGCGAGGUUCGCUUUCGCGUCCGCUCGUGGGAGGCGUGCUUGCAAUAGAUCUCUCUCCCCCACACACACCCGCUCCCAACGCCAAGAGGAGUCCCUGGGCAUUGCUUUGCAAAAUGGCGUUCCAAGGAUAUCAUUCAUCUGAAAUAUAUCAUUAAAUUCAUCUCCCAUUAAAAAAAGCAGACCAAGAUAAACCAGGAAAUGAAAAGAAAUGCCGAGUGUUUGCGAAAUCAAGAUACACUGACUGCAUCCAUGUUACAAGAGACCCCGUUUGACAACUUGUGUCUGACAUCUCAAGCUAUUCUUGAGAGAGCCCAAAAACAAGGAAGAUCAAAAUGCCCCAGAUGUCACGGAUCGAGGAUGUUCUACUGUUAUUCAUGUUAUGUUCCAGUUGAAACUGUUCCCGUUGAAGAUAUUCCUAUUGUGAAGCUUCCCUUGAAGAUUGAUAUAAUCAAGCAUCCCAAUGAAACAGAUGGCAAAAGUACAGCUGUACACGCCAAGCUUCUGGCAUCUGAAGAUGUUACCAUUUAUACAUAUCCGUGUAUUCCUGACUAUGAAGAAAUGCAGCAUGAAAUUGCACUUAUUUUUCCUGGACCUAAUUCAGUUUCAAUAAGCAACAUUCCUCUCUCUUUGCAAACAAAAUGUAAGACGGAUACCAAGGGCUUAUCAGCAGAACCAGCACCCAAGUGUGCAAAAUUGGAGCCAAGCCACAGUAGACUCAUGAGUGAAGAUAAAUUGCCCAAGAGCGAAAAUGCACUGAAAAAAAUUGUAUUUAUCGACAGUACAUGGAAUCAGACAAACAAAAUAAUCACAGAUGAGCGGCUCCAAGGGUUGCUACAAAUUGAGCUGAAAUCUAAGAAAACCUGCUUUUGGCGCCAUCAGAAAGGAAAACCAGAAACUUACCUCUCUACCAUUGAAGCAAUUUAUUACUUUCUAGUAGACUAUCACAAGGAGGUCUUAAAAGAAAAAUAUGAUGGACAAUACGACAAUUUGCUUUUUUUCUUCUCAUUUAUGUACAAGCUGAUCAGGAAAGCCAAGGAUUCUGCAGGAAAAAAGUGAAGUGUUCCUCAUGCAAAUGGGAUCCAUUAUCCUUUAAAACCAGUCCUUUAAAACGAAUUAAGAUUUGAAUGACUGAAACUGACUUACAAAUAGAAUGCUUAUAGUUAUUGUCUUUUAAAUUUAAACUAAAUCCAAACUUACACAUACAAAGCUUAAAACUGUUAAGGGAAGAUUGUCUGAAACAAACCUGGACUUGUGGCAUCUAAAUAGAAUUUUUUUCCCCUUAUUUAUUGAACAACAAAAUUACCAGCUUGAAGUUUGUGUUUAAAGAUAGCAGAAACUUCAUUUGUUAGUUUCAUUAUGCAGGGCUACUCUUUGGACUAUCGAAAAAGAAAUCACUCUUGGUGACUUUACUACCUAUUAAAAAUUACUAGACUAAUUACUUCCCAAUUCCACCCCCAAAGGGAAGACAGACUAAUAUGUCAGCUGUAUUCUAGCAGUAAACAUGAUUGGGACUGAAUUAAGUUGCCAAAUUGCUUAAAUAAGGUUAGAAAACGUAUGUUCCACUGAUUGCUUAUAGGUCUGAACCAAGGUUUCCUUCUAAAGCAGGAAUGACCAACCUUGACACCUUUAAGACCUAUGGGGGGAUAGGUCUGGAAUUCAACUCCCAGAAUUCCCCAGCCAGCCUUGUUUCUGUAGUGCUUCCUUACUUUUGCUGCAUAGCAAACUUCAGAAAAAGUUGACAUUUCUACACCAGAGAUAGGGUACUUUCUGGAGGAAGAGUGUUUCUCAACCUACAAGGGACAAGAUUAACAUUUCCUCACUUUUUGUGAGUUUUUUUUUAAUGAGCGCAUUACAAUUGCCUAAUGCCUAAUGUCAAAAGAUUAAGGCACCUAUUAUAAUGCCUAAUAUUAAAAAAUAAAACUUUGCCAUCAAAAAUUGGCAAUCUUGAUUAAAGCUCAAGGAUGGUCUAUCUGUGAUGUCUAGAAGAUACCAUUAGUUAUCUUGCUUGGUACUUCUAGAUAUUACAGUCCUUUUUAAAUUUCGUCUUUAUUUAUGGAAGCCAGCAUAAGGAUUGGAGCUUAUGCUUUCUUUGCACAGGAACAUACCAUUUGCUCCUAAGAUUGCAGCAAAAUAACAAUUUCAGAAGUUCAAGGCAAAAUAUACAGUCCUUAUAAGGUAUAAACCUAGCUGCAAUCGAACAUGGAUAAAAGCUACAAUAAACCACAUUAGAGGAUGGAUCGUGCAUCUUAAAUCUUACAUGUUGUAUAAAGCUGCAUAUGUUGUUGUUAGUUGCAAAGUUGUGUCCGACCCAACGUGACCCCAUGCACCCCAGAGGAUGGUAGAGGACAGGAAGGCCUGGAGGAAAGUUGUCCAUGGGACCACGAUGGGCCGAAAGCUGCAUAUGUAAUGAUUCAAAUGAUAAAUUCCUUUUGGAGUCAUCUGUUUAAUAAACCCCAAAAAACUUAA
Molecule: messenger RNA, 2537 nt
Organism: Pantherophis guttatus
Lineage: Eukaryota; Metazoa; Chordata; Lepidosauria; Squamata; Colubridae
Gene: DTWD1
Product: DTW motif tRNA-uridine aminocarboxypropyltransferase 1
Biological process (GO): tRNA modification
Cellular component (GO): nucleus
Molecular function (GO): tRNA-uridine aminocarboxypropyltransferase activity
Source: RefSeq, a predicted model, not a curated record